Paramacrobiotus metropolitanus is the source of this 4067-nucleotide messenger RNA. RefSeq lists its product as uncharacterized. NCBI's taxonomy places the organism in Eukaryota, Metazoa, Tardigrada, Eutardigrada, Parachela, Macrobiotidae. The record is from RefSeq and is a predicted model, not a curated record. The coding region runs from base 650 to 3208 and encodes 852 amino acids. The transcript has 4 exons.
GGGAACUUAAUAUUUCGGGUAUUUCACUUGAACGACCAUCGCUCAUUCACUUAUCAUAGUGUUUCACUUGAACGACCAUACGAGUACUAUAUUAAUCUUGUAAGGUAUAAUGCGGUGCACUGCCUGUAGGCUACAGCACAGUGUAGAAUUAACUUCUAAAUUCUGUUUUGGCCACGCCCAUUGGCCAUGGCACAUGAAAUAAUUUUUUUGUUUAACCUAUAUAGUUCUAACCUUCUGCAAAAACUGAGGAUUAUCUGAAUUUAUAGCCUCAAAAUGUUCCCUGGUAAGUUGAGAUAUCUGGCUAUCUAGUGCACUACCUCACAUGCGCACGGAUGAUUGUGUAUGGGAUUUAAUAUGCGACCGUUUAGUUCUAAAGUGUUUUUGUUUGUUGACAGAACACAAGUUACUGUAUAUUUGCCUACGAAUCAAUGAUUUUGACUUGAACACAGAGAAACACCCUUUCCCUUUUGCACCGACAGAUCUAUAAAAAAACCCACCCAUCCACCAUCUUGAAUACCCAGCGGUUGUUUUGCUAAGUAUUACUUUUUUGUGUGGUCUAGCUGUACAGCCCAAGAAAGCGUUCCAAAGGUUGUUAGGAGCGCAUAAGCUAUAGAGUAUGAAAUAGACGCAAGAAGGAAGACAAUUAAUUAUGAUGCACCAUAUGGACAAGAAAAGGGAGGCAAGGGGCAGUUCACUAUCUUUGCCCACUAAUUUUUACAAACUUACCUCGGCCAGCGAUGUUGACACUUGGUCAGAACACGCGCUACGAGUACCUGUCGUACUGGGACGCGGUACAGAGGACGAUCUCUUUUUUCUGAGGCAUAGUGCUUACCGGGACCGAUCAUGCAGCAGUGCCUUACAGUUGCAAGUGCCAAGCCCAUGUCAAGAAGCGGAACGGUCAACCCAUGAACAUAGCAACGAGCAAGUAUGGCUUUCCUCGACUGAUGAAACAAAGCAAAUACGACCUAUUCUGACUGAUAAAGACAACAAAAUAUGUCCAAUUCCGGCUGGUGAAGAAAAGCAAAUACGACGUAUCUUGACGGAUGAAGAGCUCUAUUUACGAUAUAUCAGGGAAUAUCCCCAAGAGCGAGCAACAACUUCUAAAAGCUGCAGUAUACCAGUCUUCAACCAUAAUGCCUGCAAAAAUGUUACAGCGGUGCGGAGCGAUGACGCAACCGAUUUUACGAGUCGGCAGGCGGGACAUCAUUCUGAUUUACAUCAGCAAGCACUAUCUGUCAAUACCCUGACAACGAACGCAGCAGCCACGAGCCGCGGCGACAGCAGCGCGGCUGAUUCCAGUCCCUGUGAGCCGCUUUUUGAAGACGAUGACGUCGCUAGCGACAGGGAAACAUGGCUGGCUUUGUGCCAAACCGCUGUGACAGUUGUGCAACAACCGAGGACACUUUUUCAAAAUGCGUUCAAAAGUAUGCAUAACAUUUUUGCUGCCCUGCCCAGAUGGCCUGGAAGUUGUUUCGGUUCGCUGCACGAACCUCCAAGAGAUUUCGUUAGCAAGCUAUCCCACGGGAUAAAUCAGCUUGGAAACUGCUCGAACUGGCUGUUAGGGUUCUUUAAAGGCUUUAUGUGCAGUAUCUUGCACCGGUUAGGUCACUAUUUGUGGGGCUUUCCUGAUCCAUUCUUCGCCACUAGUGGAUUCUGGAGAUGGUUCCGUUUGCUUAUCAGUUUUGGCAUUUUUACCAUCAGUCUGACAAUAUUGGAUGUGGUAUCGGAUGUCCUCGUUGUGCUGCAGCUUUGGGCGGACACAAACUGCCAUCUCAAUUCAUCAUUGCUUACGUUCAUUACUGUAGUACCUCUUUUUCCAGUUAUUAUCUCCACAGUGAUGGAACGGCUUCAGUUGAAAAACAGCUGGGCUGGAGCGUCGGCGCUAAAUUGGCGGCUGGCUCGCCAGAAGCUGAUGAAUCUCGAAGAUCCCCUUCUAUUAUCAAAAGAUACGAAGAGAGAUAGCAGUGAGUCUUGGACAGAGGUGUCCGAUAUGGGUAAAAAUUGGAGCUGGAGUAUGAGAGCACAACUUGAAAUUUUCCCGUUUGAGUUUGUUAGCCGAUGCCGAAAAUUUUUUCGAGCUUGGAAAUUCAGUGCAACCGAUAUAAGAAGAAACAGGUAUACGAAAGGCAACGACAUCGAAUUUCAAGAUAUGCAACUGCAAAGAGCGCAACUGAAGCAAAUCAAAUAUGAAUCGAGUAUCCAGUUGAUCAUCUUACUAGUUCUAAUCGGUACGGGUGUAUUGCCUUUCUCAGCUAUACCAUGUGUUUCAUUGGUCUGCUCCUUCGUAUCGGUUUUCAAAUAUAUCCCUCCGUGCGCGCAUUUACCAGGAAAAUUCGCAUUCAACAAGAGUCUGUUGGGCCAGCGCGACUGCUUAAGCGUAACGGAGGUUAAUCACAUGCUGCGGCCACGAAUACUUAUCUUACAUGGAGCAAUGUGUAAUUUUCUGUAUAUCGCCUGCCGUUAUCAUGUAUUCAUUUCCCUCAUUAUUAUCAAUUGGCACGCCGCGGUCUACACGACACUCUUGCAAGCACUAAUUGUUGUUAUCUCCAUGGUGUGGUCGUUUAGUGGAGUAAAAAUUCAAUCAAAAUAUACCAUGCGGCGCGUUCGGCCACCCAGUGGCUAUAAUGAGUCAUCUGGCACAGUUUUUAUUCGCUGCGCUUGGAAAAGGAAAGUUGGAAGCGCUUGUGCAUUUUUCCUACAAAUGGCGACCGCUUUAACUUACUUUUUGCUGAUACCGCUUACAACAACAAUGACGAAACUAGGGUGUUUUGUCGGUACCGCUUUGCAAGCGGUAGCAAUUGUGGUCUAUCUUCUUGUUCUCCACCUUGGAUGGAGACUAAGUAUUUCGUCUUACGUAGAUACAUCCCAUAAAUGGCUUUUGCACCAUUCUUCCUCACUCGUCUAUCCUACGUUGUUUGCCAAUGCUGCGGUUUCUUGUGUUCUGCUGCCGCUGGUGCAGUUAUUGCUGGACAAUAAGAAUACUGCCAGUUGGCUCGUGCAUCGAAACAAAUGCCGAAAUUGUUUAGCAUUUCAAAGUCGAUAUUGCAAAAAAACACCUUGUUGGAUGUGUGAUUGGUUGUGGGCCUUAGAAAAGGGGAAUGUCAGGCGUUACUCCGGACGUCCAGAACGCGAAGACAUUCUAUGGAAGGCCCGCUAUGGAAGGCCAGAUUUUGAGAAGCGUGCCAUUGAUUGCGGUUGCAGAUUAUGAUCCGCUUCAGGGAUAUGAAACAUCAGAAGCAUUUUAUCGACUUUUGGCACACUAUCACAAGGAUGUUCCCGGUGACAAGCUGCUGUGUCGUGCGCAUUCUGAUCAGUAUUACGCAAAUUCUGAGGAAGGUGCACCAGACAGCCCGGUAGAGUCACUACGCUUGUUUCACCAAAAAGGACUUGUUCGUUUCUGGGAUGACUGGUGCAACACCAGGUUGGAGAGACUUACGGAUGACUUAUCUGACUGGGAUAUGCUGAGUGACAUUUCGCGAGAAGGAGCUAUGACAACCAUUAUAGCGAACAUUUAUCAUUAUGAAGUAUUGCCUUUGCAGUUGUGGUUCAGAGCUAUCCUGUAUGACCAAGGUGUUGAAAGUUCAGAACGGCAAAACACUUGCUGGUCACGGCUCAAGGAGAUCAGGGAUCAACACAGAUCAUGCCGAUACGAAUGUGUUCUCAAUCAAAAUGUACGAGCAGGAACAGUUGAGCUAAUAAUCAAGGUUCCCGUCACAGGAGCCAAUGCGCCCGCUUACGAUACCUGCAAUGUCACCAUUGAAAUGACAUCAAGAUAUGGCAAGGAGUUUGCUGACUAUUUCCUGCUUCAUAACGGUUAUCAGGGCUGCAAAAGUUGGCCGGCUCGUACAUGCCCAGGGCUAUUCGACUUUGAAGGCCAAGCGGCUGAAAGGAUCCACAUCAACGCAAGCGAUCUUUAUUGACAUAACCGGAAUAUACUGUAAAUCAUAAUAAUAAUAUGGAUUUAAUCAUAAUGUACUAUGAGCAAUAAUGAUUCCUUUUAUUGCUAGGUUGUCAUCAAUAUUACAGUGCGGAAAGAUUCUGAAAGUAUUUUUAACACGGCUGUCAAU